AUGUCUCAUACGUCACUCGAUACACAGCACGCAUUCGAACAUGCUUGGCAAGUAGCUGAAAAGUUACUGUCAGCUGGAAUCGACCUGGUGACGUUGCGACUUAUAACUUGUAUUCUUAUAACAAAAUUUAUUCCUUGGAUACCUGACAUGCACUAA
Ambispora leptoticha is the source of this 156-nucleotide messenger RNA. The record is from the annotation of a GenBank genome assembly. Lineage: Eukaryota; Fungi; Glomeromycota; Glomeromycetes; Archaeosporales; Ambisporaceae.